This is a messenger RNA of Asparagus officinalis (garden asparagus), 514 nucleotides long. RefSeq names its product eukaryotic translation initiation factor NCBP-like. The record is from RefSeq and is a predicted model, not a curated record. Gene Ontology annotation, molecular function: RNA 7-methylguanosine cap binding; translation initiation factor activity. The transcript is spliced from 3 exons. Gene Ontology annotation, biological process: translational initiation. Gene Ontology annotation, cellular component: eukaryotic translation initiation factor 4F complex. The coding region runs from base 1 to 273 and encodes 90 amino acids. NCBI's taxonomy places the organism in Eukaryota, Viridiplantae, Streptophyta, Magnoliopsida, Asparagales, Asparagaceae.
AUGUCCUUGACUGUCUUUGAGGUUCUAGCAUUGGUUGGUGACCAACUGGAUUAUAGUGACAACGUCUGUGGUGCUGUUCUCAGCAUUCGCUUUAAUGAGGACAUCCUCAGUGUCUGGAACCGUAAUGCAUCAGAUCAUCAGGCAGUAAUGACUUUAAGGGACUCGAUUAAGCGACACCUCAAGCUUCCACAUAGCUAUGUAAUGGAGUACAAGCCACAUGAUGCUUCCCUGCGUGAUCACUCUUCGUAUCGAAACACCUGGUUGAGAGGAUAGGUAUUAGGUCCUACUGGAAAAGAUAAAACAUUCCUGCAUCUGAACAAUUUGCGCUAUGCCCUCGGCUUCUGUAACUCCUGUUGUCGUUUUAUGGUGGGAUCUACGCACUCUUCAUAUCGUUUAGUAUUUGGACUUAGUUGUGGUGUCCUUAUAUAGAAGGAUAAACGAAUAUAAUGAAAUAUAUUCUAUGGUUUGGUUGCUGAUGCAUUUUAAUAGUAGGACUAAUUCUCGUUUGAAUGUU